AUGCCGCCGGAGUUCCCAUUUGAAGUCUCGGCGAAGGUUGCCCUUGUCUUCAUCUACCUUACAACCAUUCAGUUCUGGCGUUCGACCCGUAUACUAUCCCUUUGGGAUCAUCGUACGGUUACUUUUGAAGACUUCGCCGAGGAAAUUCUUGCUGGUAUUCCACUUCAAUAUUUUCAAGUUCCGCUUCCCUUCCCCACCGGUCCACGUUAUAUUAUAUCCAGGGGCAUGCUUUCAUUUGAUCCUCAGGGUCGCACUCAAAUGGCACAGAUUCUUCCAUCGGACAUCGAUCACCUCUUACGGGAGUGGGGUCCCAUUGGAGUCCCUGCCAAUCCACCUCCGACUCGCACGCGGACUUUGAACAGUUUCAUGGCUUGCCGAACAUUCCUCGCUCCUGUUUUCCGAGAUACGACUCAAAAAACAAAGUCUCAGCUUAUCUCCUUGAUCUGGCUACAGGAUCCCUUCAAGCCUCAGUGGGCUGUUUUAGCGCAGUCUUACUCUCAUUUACGAGAUCACUUCGAGCUGGAUGACCCAAGCCUUUCACUGUACAUCCAAGUGACGAAGGAAUUUUUCAAUUUUCCUAGCCCUGAAUUAUACCUUAUGCAUGUCGGCUGGGAGUUACAGAAGACCCCCUGCGGUGAUUUCAAUCUGAGCAAAUGUCUUCCACGGGCGACAUUUAAUCUUCCACAUGAAGCAGUUUCAGUUGAUGACAUCUUAAACUUCUGCUCUCAAAUUCCUGGCUAUGCAAACAAGAGGGCCGAGUCUAUGUGGCCUGCAACCCUCGACUUACGUCCUUCCCUUGUCGCUGUUAACACCAGGGGAUAUGUGCCUGAUCCCUAUCGAUGGCUUUUCGAUGAUCGGGGCAACUUGCGCACUUUUGACGAGUUUACUCUGGAGCAAAUGUACGGCACUCCUGAUGGUGAUAUGGAUGAAGUCCAUGACGCCAUUUAUACUCCCAUCUAUGAGCAACAACUACUUGAGGAACGGGCGGAAAGUCAUGCAAAUACCAUCAAUGAAGUUUCCCCUCAAGACUUUCUCACAGACCAGUGGUCUUCAUGGAAUCAAUGUUUUCCUGCAGCUUCUGCGGUUGAUCGUUCCGUUUAG
Molecule: messenger RNA, 1101 nt
Organism: Penicillium angulare
Lineage: Eukaryota; Fungi; Ascomycota; Eurotiomycetes; Eurotiales; Aspergillaceae
Product: Mating type protein
Exons: 2
Coding region: 1-1101 (366 amino acids)
Biological process (GO): positive regulation of mating-type specific transcription, DNA-templated
Cellular component (GO): nucleus
Molecular function (GO): DNA binding, bending
Source: RefSeq, a predicted model, not a curated record